ACAAAUAAUGCUACAUUUUCAACUGGUUCGAGGGUCUUCUCAUUUCUUGCUCCACCCAAUUCUGAUGCAUUAAGAUGUCUCGAGGGGACCAAUGAGCUACACGAUUUUCGAGGCAGGCGAAAGGCGCAUCACUCUGAUCUAAGAAUUCUGGCCUUCGAAGUCAUGAAAUGGCCAUGUGCUGAAAGUUGGUGUGGAAACAGUAUAACUGGUGACGGCAUCGAUCAAACUCAGCCCGCAUCUAGUGAAACUAUAUGUUUUCCAUCCUUUGCUGCAGCCGGAUUUAGAUCUUGAACACCACCCAAACCAGGCAUCCCCAGAUUGAUGUGUUACAUAUCAGACUUGGGUCUUAACUUUUUUGUGGAUCAACUACAGUGUACCCUGGAUUUUCCCUUCUCAUGAACCCCCCAGGGCUAUUGGCAACAAAAGCAAAUUCAAGUAUUUUUGUUUCACUCCUUCAAAAGUGUGCGACUGAAAGUUCUUCCAAUGGAGGGCGCCAGCUCCACGCUCUGCUGCUCGUCUCCGGCAUCAAUCCCAGGCCAUACGUUUACAACAACCUCCUCGCCAUGUACGCCAAGUGUGGGUAUGUGGAGGAUGCCAAGAAGGUGUUCGACCAAACUCCCCAGAGAACGGUAGUCACUUGGAAUGCUAUCAUUUCUGCCUUUUCUACAUCAGCCCUUCAUGUCGUUACCUCUUUCGAACUGUACUGCAGCAUGGGAGAGCAUGGUGUCAGGCCCAACCAGGCCACCUUUAUAAGCCUUCUACAAGCAUCGAUUCUUCUUGCAGACCAUUCCAGACUUGGCGUGAUCCAUUCCCAGGUCAUAAAGUCCGGCUGCUCCGGCGACGUCCGCAUUCAGAGUUCUCUAGUGGGAAGUUAUGGCAAGUGUGGGAGGCUUGAGUAUGCGCAGCUUGCUUUUGAUGAGAUCACUGAACCAGACACCAUAGCUUGGAAUUCGUUGAUCGUCGGGCUCUUGCACAACAAUAGAUUUCGACAUUGCCUGAUGCAUUUCUGCAGCAUGUUACUGACCAACUCUAAACCGAACGAGUUCACGUACUCCAUUGUGUUGAACGCCUGCAGCAGGUCGGAAGAUAGGCUGAUGGGCCGGACGGUACAUGCCCGAAUAAUCAGAACCGUUUCUUUCCCAGACACGACACUUCUGAAUUCUUUGCUCGCCAUGUAUUCCAAUGUUAUGGACCCUGAAGCUGCAUAUCUUAUUUUCACCAGCAUCAGUAGUCCAGAUCUUGUCACAUGGAAUUCUAUGUUAGCGGCUUAUGCCCAGACAUCUGACGCAGAAAGGGCGAUGAGUCUGUUCAUGAAUCUUCAACACAAAUCUAGGGAAGAUCCAGAUGAAUAUACGUAUGUCGCCAUUCUUUCUGCAAGUGCAAGUGCACCAGCUUUUAUUUAUGGAAUGCCAUUGCAUGUCUGUGCAAUAAAGAGAGGGUUUGAACGCAGUAUAUAUGUGGCGAGCACUCUUAUUGACAUGUAUUUCAAAAAUGACAAGCCACUUUCUGCUUGUAAAAUGUUUGAUGCGAUAGAGGAUAAGGAUGUCGUGGUCUGGACAGCAAUGAUCACAGGUUACUCGAGCAUUGGAUAUGGGGAGAAAGCUAUAGAGUACCUCUGUGCCAUGCAACAAGAGGGGAAGAAAGCAGACCAGUUUGUUCUUAGCAGUUCCUUGAGUUCUUGUGCUGAUCUUGCAUCACAGAGGCAGGGAGAAAUGAUCCAUUCACUUGUAGUAAAAACAGGAUACACAGCAAAUAUGUUCGCAGCGGGAAGUCUAGUAGAUAUGUAUGCCAAAACUGGCUGCUUGCCUGCAGCAGUCACCAUCUUCUCAGAGAUUUCAGAACCUGAUUUGAAAUGUUGGAACGCAAUGCUUGGUGGGUAUAGUUAUCACGGCAAGGCAGAGGAUGCUUUCAGGCUGUUUGAUGGGAUGUUGCAGAAUGGGGUAAAACCAGACCACGUGACAUUCAUCUCACUUCUGUCCGCCUGCAGUCACAGUGGUCUGGUUGAGAGGGGUAGGGCCUACUGGAACUAUAUGAGAGGGUUCAUUGGGUUGUCCCCAGGGCCGAAACACUAUGCCUGCAUGGUGAGCUUGCUGAGUCGAGAUGGGUUCUUGAAGGAGGCUGAGGAGCUGAUUGAGCGCUCACCGCCUAGCUGCAACCCAGCGGAACAAUGGAGAAUUUUGCUGAGUUCAUGCAUCACGUACAAUGACCUAGAGAUGGGCUUGAAAGCAGCAAACCAGGCUUUCUUAUGGGAACCAGACAGCAUAGAAACACAUGUUUUGCUAUCGAACAUUUAUGCCGCUGAUGGCAGAUGGGAUGAUGUUUCACAGGUGAGGAAACGGAUCAGAAAUCUAAUGGUAGAAAAGAAUCCUGGCCUCAGCUGGAUAGAGAUCAAUAAAGAAUCCCAUGCUUUUGUUGCUAGCGACCAAAUCCACCCAAAAAUCGAGAACAUCCAAGUGGAGUUACAAAAGCUAAAAAAGCAUAUGAUCCUUUCCGAUGGUUUCACAAAUGUGGACUAG
Messenger RNA from Nymphaea colorata (pocket water lily), 2516 nucleotides. RefSeq names its product pentatricopeptide repeat-containing protein At3g50420. Lineage: Eukaryota; Viridiplantae; Streptophyta; Magnoliopsida; Nymphaeales; Nymphaeaceae. The record is from RefSeq and is a predicted model, not a curated record. The transcript has a single exon. Gene Ontology annotation, molecular function: RNA binding; protein binding. Gene Ontology annotation, cellular component: intracellular membrane-bounded organelle. The coding region runs from base 396 to 2516 and encodes 706 amino acids. Gene Ontology annotation, biological process: RNA modification.